Molecule: messenger RNA, 375 nt
Organism: Enterobius vermicularis (human pinworm)
Lineage: Eukaryota; Metazoa; Nematoda; Chromadorea; Rhabditida; Oxyuridae
Source: the annotation of a GenBank genome assembly
AUGGAAGCGGAAAUUGAAAGUACGGAUACGUUGCGUGCUGACAAUAACGAAUUGUUUGGUGCCAAACUGUUAACCAGCAACUUUUUGUUGGACAAAUUUGAUAAAGAGUUACCGGAAUCUGUGGUCAAAGAAGAUUUGUUGGUGUUACCGGGCGCGGUACCGCGAAAACAGUUACAGAUUCGAGUGUCGAAAUCGCUAAGUCGUGGUAGACAAUCAAAAACGGCCUAUCCGGGAGGAAAGUCACAACAUGAAAUACCAAUAACUGGCAAAAAUUUGGCAGCAAAAGAUCGUCCGGGUUCUGUUUCUUCUCAACAGACCUUUGUGUUGGAGAAUGACAUCCGAAAACCAUUGAUUAUCAGGAAUGUCUUCCAAUAA